Messenger RNA from Apodemus sylvaticus (European woodmouse), 1300 nucleotides. RefSeq names its product WAP four-disulfide core domain 1 (gene Wfdc1). Gene Ontology annotation, cellular component: extracellular region. The coding region runs from base 288 to 923 and encodes 211 amino acids. The transcript has 7 exons. Lineage: Eukaryota; Metazoa; Chordata; Mammalia; Rodentia; Muridae. Gene Ontology annotation, molecular function: peptidase inhibitor activity. Gene Ontology annotation, biological process: regulation of cell growth. The record is from RefSeq and is a predicted model, not a curated record.
UUCGUUUGACUGUCCAGCUUGCAAUCACCCUCGUCACUGAAGCUACAGGGUGAGCUAAAACUAACCUGAGGACCGACCACCACCCAGGGCACAGGUGCUGGCCGAGGGCACAAGAUCCCGGGGACCCUGUGUGGAAGACCAAGGCUGCAGCAGGCAAAGCUCUGUUCCUCUCUCAGGCCCCACCCAGGCGAUCGUCCCUCCUCCCUUUUAACCCCUCUUGCCUCCUCUCCCCGGCCUGCCCCGCGGAGGUCACUCGUGCAGAAGGAAGCCUCGCCACCAGCCUCAGGAUGGGUAACUGCGGCAGGAAGGUCCUCUGGGCUCUGAGUUUCCUGCUGCUACUGGGCCCCUGCUCCACACAGGGCACUUGGGAGGCACUGCCGCUCGCCAGGCUGGCCGAGAAGUCCCGAGCUGAAGAGGUUGCUGCCACAGGCUCCCGGCAGCCCCACGCAGACCGCUGCCCACCACCCCCACGGACGCUGCCCCCGGGUGCCUGUCAGGCCACACGCUGCCAGGCUGACUCUGAGUGCCCAAGACACAGGCGCUGCUGCUACAACGGCUGUGCCUAUGCCUGCCUGGAGGCCGUGCCGCCUCCACCGGUUCUAGACUGGCUGGUGCAGCCCAAACCGCGAUGGCUUGGUGGCAACGGCUGGCUGCUGGAUGGUCCUGAGGAAGUGUUACAAGCAGAGGCAUGCAGCACCACUGAGGACGGAGCAGAGCCACUCCUGUGUCCCUCAGGCUAUGAGUGCCACAUCCUGCAGCCAGGGGACGUGGCCCAGGGCAUACCCAACCAUGGACGGUGCGUCAAGCAACGCCGACAAGCAGAAGGGCGGGCCCUGCGACAGAAGCUUCACAAGGAAUAUCCAGAAGGUGACUCCAAAAACGUGGCGGAGCCUGGGAAGGGACAACAGAGGCAUGUUCCGUAAAGUGAAGACUGGCUGGUGAGCGGAGCCUUUGCGGGGCCUUUUCCUGUGCUUCUCACACGCUAAGCCUUGGAAACAGCAAAAGAAUUUGACCCUAGACAUCAUGCUCUGUACAGAACGGGACUCCAGAGCUCCUGGGAAAUGGGACUUCAGACUCCCAACCCUAGAGCGGCCCAGCCUGGUGUGCUGACUUGGUGGAAGCUCGUGACCAGCUCUGGGUCCCUGCUCAGCCUCUGUGACACAUGAACCUGCAGCUUCUAGGUGACUUUUGCAGAUUUUGCCUACGGAAGGCGUACAUUCAGCCCCAUUGUUCCUGAAAUAAAUCUGCCCACCGUGUAGCAGAAAUAAGCUACUUUAUCAGCUGGAUUUUUAAAAUUACA